UGCUGGUGUGAUGGAGCUACUAGGCAGCUGGAGAAAAAUGAACUGGAGGUUACAUUUCAGAGUCUCUGCAGGAAGGCAUGUGCUUCAUGCUGCAAGUUUUCAGAGAUUAAUGGGAUGGAGGUAUCUCUGGAUAUGUAUCCAGCAGCAUCAUUACAGGAGUUCUUCUGGUUCUAUGGCCUGCAAAAAUCUGCCCCUAAUUUCACUGAGAUCUGUCUUCAGCCCAUCAAAUGGAAACCUCUUGCUGAAGAGGACUCCAGAACGUUGCAUGAAAAAUAUAGCAAGCAUGUCUAAAGUCAGCAGGAUCCAGGGAGUAAGGCCUUUUUCCUUAUCCACUGCUCCAAUGGUGUCCUUUGGAGUUGGCAGAGGGAGAAAUAAUGGUGGGAAGGACACGUUCACUCUGAAGAAUGUGGCAGAAUUAAUUCAAAAGAAAGAAUGCCAGAGAGUAUUGGUGAUGGCUGGAGCAGGGCUCAGCACGCCCAGUGGCAUCCCGGAUUUCAGGUCCCCUGGGAGUGGGCUCUACAGUAACCUCCAGCAGUAUAAUAUUCCCUAUCCAGAAGCCAUCUUUGAACUUAAUUACUUUUUCCACAACCCUAAACCUUUCUUUAUGUUAGCUAAGGAGUUGUACCCUGGCAAUUACAGGCCCAACUAUGCCCACUACUUCCUCCGACUUCUGCUUGACAAAGGGCUCCUUCUGCGCUUGUACACACAGAACAUUGAUGGACUGGAAAGAGUUGCUGGGAUUCCGCCAGAUAAACUAGUUGAGGCGCAUGGCACAUUUGCUUCUGCUACAUGUACUGUCUGUCGAAGAUCAUACCCUGGUGAGGAUUUCAGAGUGGAUGUGAUGGCUGACAAGAUCCCCAAAUGCCCUGUGUGCACUGGAAUUGUCAAGCCUGACAUUGUGUUCUUUGGAGAGGAGCUCCCUCAUCGGUUCUUCUUGCAUGUGACAGAUUUUCCUAUGGCAGACCUGCUUUUUGUCAUCGGAACCUCCCUUGAGGUUGAACCGUUUGCUAGUCUGGCAGGAGCAGUACGUGUCUCUGUUCCACGUGUACUGAUUAAUCGGGAUUUGGUGGGACCAUUUGCAUAUCAGCCACAGCACAAUGAUGUGGCUGAACUGGGAGAUGUCGUCAGUGGAGUAGAAAAAGUGGUGGAACUGUUGGGCUGGAAAGAGGAAUUGCAAGAAUUAAUCAAGAAAGAAAAAGAAAAGCUGGAUGGAAAAGACAAAUAGAAAAUCUGAUGUCUACUCUUGGAAAUGAUGUUUACCUCCUAAAACAAUACAUUUCAUCCCAGCCAAAGGUUAGAGUGAUAAGCACAGAGGUCUGGAGGAAAUAUGCUAUCCAUCUUGAUAGCACCUAAUAGAUCAGAAGAACUAAGAAUUGUUUGAAAAGCCACUUUAAUAUCACUUGCGAAGGACUGGAGCCUUGUGACGUGCUCUUGUGAAAUGGUGAUCAAUUGAUAGGUAGUGAACUGAUUUUUGCAAUAAAGAGAGGCCUUGCGUCUCAGAUGGGGAGAUGGGUGUUCAGCAUUGUUGCUGUCUGCCACUUAAGGCCUUCAUUGUCUCCCAUUUCUAUUUUUUCCACUUGGAUCCUUUGAGCGCUUUAUAAAGCAUCACAUGUUUUGUGGUGUUUCACUAAGAGCCUUAACUGUUAAUUUCAUCACACAUUCAUGCUGAAUUCGCCAACGUGCUACCCAGUGGUGAAAGGACUUGGAUGAGGUCAAAUGUUUAUUGCAACUUUCGUAAAAAGAGAUGGCAGUCUGGCUGUUGAGACCCACCUUCUGCUGCAGUAACAUGAAGAUUAACCUGCAAGCAGGGAUUCUUGAAAUGAUGUGAUGUAUAUUAAUUUGCAGUGUAACAUUUAUGUAAUAUUGAAAGAUAAGAUGAAGUUUGUACAGCGACAAGAAACUACAAUAUACAGUAGGUGUGUUGCAGCUGGUGUUUGAAUUUGAAUAAACAUUCAUCUAGCAGCAAUAACUAAUAAUCAAAAUAAAACCACCUUUCAACGAUUUGUUAAUUAUCUGUUUACACAUUA
Molecule: messenger RNA, 2027 nt
Organism: Elgaria multicarinata webbii
Lineage: Eukaryota; Metazoa; Chordata; Lepidosauria; Squamata; Anguidae
Gene: SIRT3
Product: sirtuin 3
Exons: 9
Coding region: 11-1225 (404 amino acids)
Cellular component (GO): nucleus
Molecular function (GO): histone deacetylase activity, NAD-dependent; NAD+ binding
Source: RefSeq, a predicted model, not a curated record